Messenger RNA from Carassius carassius (crucian carp), 2579 nucleotides. It is a transcript of the gene rap1gapl, whose product is annotated as RAP1 GTPase activating protein-like. Gene Ontology annotation, biological process: regulation of small GTPase mediated signal transduction; activation of GTPase activity. Gene Ontology annotation, molecular function: GTPase activator activity. NCBI's taxonomy places the organism in Eukaryota, Metazoa, Chordata, Actinopteri, Cypriniformes, Cyprinidae. The coding region runs from base 488 to 2206 and encodes 572 amino acids. The record is from RefSeq and is a predicted model, not a curated record. Gene Ontology annotation, cellular component: cytoplasm. The transcript is spliced from 19 exons.
AUAAUUGAUGAAUCUUGCUUACUGAAAGGGUAACAGGUCUAUAGCAAUAGUCCAUUGCCCAUUCACAUAUCUUUGUCUCCUCCCAGGACAGGUUUUUAUAGAGGCUGCAUAAACGCUACACAAAUGCUUUUAAAUGAUUUCAGCAAGUGAAUAUUCACCAAUGUAUCUAAUCAAAUGCUUUUAGUUGGUCUGUAUAAAUGCAGUAGUUCAGUGACCUCUGAUGUCAGUGGCAGGAGACGGGCAUGCAAGAGUUACUCCUGUCAGUCAACAGGCAGCAGGAGACAAGGAAGGAUGUAGGGAGAGAUUAAAUGAGAGAGUGGCAGGGGGCAGAGAGAAAAGAGAGAGAGAGCGAAACACACACACACACACACACACACACACACACACAUACACAGAGACAGAGAGAAGCAGUUAAUUCACCAUCAGGAGUGAUGGCCUGCAUGCCUGGUUAGCAUAUUUCUGUGGCUGUCUGUAAUAAACACUUACAAUGGAGGGGAGAAACGAGAAGUUCUCCAGAAAAAGAAGUUUCACAUUCGGAGCUUACGGAGGGAUUGACAAGUUCAUCACUGGAAAUGAGAGCAGCUGUGCAGAAUCUGUGGGUCACAGCAUACUGGAUAUUUUGGAUUCCCCUUCCAGUGAGGCUAAGUCACUCACUUCUGCACCGUCCAGUCAGAAGGUCACAGAGUUGUUUGCAAUCAUUGAAAAGCUACAGGGUAGCAGAUUGGAUGAACAACGUUGUGAGUUCCCACCACCUCUGAGGACACGGCUGUUAAAGAUUGGAGAUGGUUUACCUCUCAUCCUGCCCCCUAAAUCUGGAAGUUAUUGGAUCGACCCUCCACUGGAUAGACAUGUGGAGACCAGCCCUACUCUCUCACAGGGGGGUUUCGGUCUGGAGAGCUAUGACAUAAUGGAGAGAGACAGUGAAGCUAAAGUCUAUCAGGAAUUCUUCCGCCACAGAUAUCAUCAUUCGUUCACCGCCUGUGACCCCUCUCUUGGGCCCCUAGUUUUAUCUGUUUGUCUUGAGGAAGAGGAAAAUCGCCUGAGAGUCAUUUUGAGGAUGAAGGAGUGCUCAGUUCAUGCCACAUUCUCUGUUUCGCUCUUUCAACAAUUCCCCACGGCAGUGGAGCUGGCAAAGAUGCUGUGCUCAAGUGUCAGUGUCACAUGUUUUGAGGCUGUGAGUUACUUAAAGGCCCCAGAGAUCAUAAUGGCAUUUGAUGAACACAGAGUGUCUCAAAACUUUAAAUUUGGUGUCUUAUACCAGAGAGAAGGACAGUUAACAGAGGAAGAUAUUCUUAGUAACAAUGAGGAAAGUGAGGAGUUUUUAGAAUUUUUAUCAAUACUUGGACACACGGUCAAACUGCAAGGAUUUACUGGUUUUAGAGGAGGACUGGAUGUUUCUCGUGGCCAGACCGGAAAUGAAGCGGUUUUCACCUCCUUCCAUGGACGUGAGAUUAUGUUCCACGUUGCCACUAAACUACCGUUCACAGAAGGAGAUACACAACAGUUGCAGAGAAAGAGACACAUUGGGAAUGAUAUUGUUGCCCUGGUCUACCAGGAGGGUAACACUCCCUUCAUUUCAGAUGUGAUCAGAUCCCACUUCUUGCACUGUUUCAUUGCAGUGAGGAGGAUAAAGAGAGAGAAUGAGGGAGAGGGAGGAGACGGGGGAUCAUUUCAGGUAUGUGUCACCGCUAGGGAGGAUGUACCCCCAUUUGGCCCACCCCUUCCUACACCACCCAUUUUUACAGAGGGCUCAGUUUUAAGAGAGUUCCUUUUGACCAAACUUAUAAAUGCUGAAAUCUCUUGCUACAAGGCUGAGAAAUUCAGUCGACUGGAGUUACGUACACGUUCAUCUCUUUUGGAAGCCCUGCGGUCUGAACUGUCUUCCCGAUCCCAAUGCAUGUUGGGAGAGCCGUCACAGCCCAGCAUCCCCCUCACUGAAGGGGGGAGGAGUGUUCCAGAGGGGGGAGGAGGGUUCAUUGAGAACUUCAAGAGAGCUAUUAGGGUACGAAGCCACUCGUUUGAUACCUUGGGAGUACCAAAGAAGGCCGGUGGUGUAGCAGGGCAGCGUCCUAAGGAUGACCAUCUUUUCUUUUCUCUUUUCUCACUGCUAAAACACUGGAAAAGGAUGCUGAGAGCGAGCAGACAAGCAACGUGGGCUACACUGAGACAAGAGGUCAAACCAGUCCCCAGGACGACUUGUAGAUAGAUGAAGAAUGUCACUAAUUCUGAGGCCUAAGCACAAAAAAGCCUUCUACAGAUCUCAAGAUCCAUUGAAGAGUGCAAAGCACAAUAAAGUUAAUAGAUAUUUUAACUAAAACUUUUGUGUAUUAAGGUAAGUUGUUACUAGCGCCAAGUGCAAUCAGAAACAUGAAUAUACAAGAUUUCUCUUUGAAGUGGCAUAGUAUAGAUUCAAUGGCUGCUUAUAGCUGAUGUAUCCCAGUGAAGUUGGGUUUCAUUUAUGGAAUUUUCUGCAGUUUAUCCAGUAAACUGUAAUAUUAAAUAUUUAUGUGUAUUUAAAAUAUAUAUUCAGUUCACAGUGGGAGAAAAAUAAACUUAAUAAGCCAUAUUUUCUGUAUUCA